Molecule: messenger RNA, 4383 nt
Organism: Plasmodium vinckei vinckei
Lineage: Eukaryota; Apicomplexa; Aconoidasida; Haemosporida; Plasmodiidae
Product: phospholipid-transporting ATPase, putative
Exons: 5
Coding region: 1-4383 (1460 amino acids)
Biological process (GO): retrograde vesicle-mediated transport, Golgi to endoplasmic reticulum; endocytosis; phospholipid translocation
Cellular component (GO): endosome; plasma membrane; trans-Golgi network
Molecular function (GO): ATP binding; ATPase-coupled intramembrane lipid carrier activity; ATP hydrolysis activity
Source: RefSeq, a predicted model, not a curated record
AUGAUUGAUGACGAGGAAUUAAAGAAGAUCCGCUUUACGUUAAGCAAAAAAUGGGGAAGAAUAAAAUAUUUUUUUUCAUGCUUGAUAUACAAAUUAUUUAGCAAUUUUUAUAACAAGAAGAAUAAGAAGAAAGAUAGAUACAUAAAUAUCCAUGGCAGAACAUAUCCAAAUUUCUUUUGUGAUAAUAAAUUAAGAAGCACAAAAUAUAGCAUAUUAACAUUUAUCCCCUUGUUUUUAUUUUAUCAAUUUGCUGAUUUUUUAAACUUAUUUUAUUUAUGUGUAUCUUUGUUACAAAUUAUUCCAAUAUUUAACACAGGAUAUGUUUUUACAUUUGUUGCCCCAUUAAUUUUUAUUAUAUUUAUUAGUUUAAUAAAUGAAGUAGUAGAUGAUUUAAAAAGAUUUGUAAAGGACUUGGAUGUAAAUAAUGAAAUAUAUCAUACUUUAUUACAAAAUGGAAACUUUAAAAAAACAUAUUCUAAAGAUAUUAAAGUCGGAGACAUUAUAUUAAUUAAAUCAAAACAAAGAGUACCAGCUGAUUGCAUAUUAUUACGUAAUUUAAGUAAGGACGAAGAAAAUGCAAUUAAAAUUGAAGAAAAGAAAUCUUUUAUAUCUUUUCGAUCAAAUAAAAAUAAUAAUGUAUAUAAUAAAAAAAAGAAAAAGAACUAUUAUCAUUUUAAUCAAAAAUUUGAUAAUGCUUUGAUUGAUGAUAAGUAUAAUGAAUCAAACAAUAAUUAUAGUGAAGCUAGCAAUCAUUUACUAUUUAGUGAAAAUGAAAAAUCACCAAAUGGAAUGAAAGAAGGUAACAACUAUUUAUUAAAGGAUAGCACUGAAGGCAGUAACAAAGUUGGCAACGCAAAUGAUGAUAAUGAAAAGAAAAAAUUAAAAAAAAAGAAAAAAAAGAAAUUAAGAAAAAAUGGUAUUAAAAAAAAGAAAAAUGAUAGUAAACUUUUAUUUAAUAAUAAUGCUUCUAAUGAAACCGAAAAUUAUACUUAUGUUAAAACAGACAAAAUUGAUGGAGAAACAGAUUGGAAAAUUAAAUAUCCUAUAAGUGUAUUUCAAAAUUUAAAGAGAUUAAAAGAUUUCUUUUCAAUAGAUAUUUUAUUUAUAUUAGAACAUCCAAAAAAUGAUAUAUAUAAAAUUGAAGCUUCAUUUGUUAUGUUUAAAUAUAAUCAAUAUGGUGAGUUUAAAACUGUUGAAAAUAAUAAUAUGGGAAAUAAUAUAAAUGAGCUAAGUAUGUCUAAAUUAAAUGAUAUGACUAACAUUCCCAACAUGCUAAAUAAUAAUAAUCAAUAUGGAUCUAACUCAUUUUAUGCAUUAAAAGAUAAUGAAAUGCAUACAAAUAAUCUAAAUAGACAAGCUGACGAAUAUGAAGAAGACGAUGAAGAAGAUGAUGACGAUGAUGAGGAAUAUGAGGAGGAUGAUGAAGAAGACGAAGAUGAGGAAGAAGAGAUUGAGAAUGAAGAAAGUGAAAAAAAUAAUUUAUUAAAGAAAAAAGAUGGUAAAGGAAACAAUUUUAAUAAUCGUGGUAUGAUGAAUUUUGUUGAUAGUGAAAAAUAUGAAGGAAAUAAUAUUGAAGCUGGAGAAAAUCAAUUAAUGUUGUCAGGAAAUUAUGGAAAUGAUGAACCAGUUUGUAAUGUAUUUCCAAAUGAAGAUAAUUAUAAUUAUUAUAACAUAAGUUAUAGAAAGAAAUUAAAUUAUGAUAAUUUUAUUUUAUCGAAUUCUGUUAUUACUAGUUCAGAUGUUAUAUGUAUGGUUAUUUAUACAGGUCGUGAUACAAGAGUAAAUAUGAGUACACAAAUAAGUAAAGUAAAAAGAGGAAUGAUUGAUAAAAAGUUGAAUUUAAUAACAGUCUUUUUAUUUAUUAUAUUAGCAUUAUUCUCUAUGUAUAUGUGUUCUACAAAAUUAAACAAUUUAUGGUAUUUAAAUUUUGUUCGUUUUAUAUUAUUAUUUUCAUCUGUUAUACCAAUAUCAUUAAGUGUCAAUUUAAAUAUCGCCAAAAUAUAUUACACUUUGGUCAUACAAAAAGAUAAAGAAAUUCAAACAACAAUUAUAAAAAAUAGUGCUAUUAUCGAAAACUUUGGAAAUGUUGAUUAUAUUUUUACUGACAAAACAGGAACAUUAACUGAAAACGUUAUGGUGUUGAAAGUUAUUCAUAUUGGCUUAGAUGUUAUACAUACAGAAACUGAAAAAACUGGAUUACAAAAUAAUAUGAGAAAUAAAGUAAAAAGAAAAUUUAAUAAAAAUAUUUUACCAUAUAAUAUUGAAGAUAUGAAUGACGAUGAUGUAGAUACAUAUUCAAUAAAUGAUCGAAAAGGAAAAGGACAAAAUAAUAUGAUGAGAGGAGACAAAUUAUCUGCAUAUAAUUAUGAUAUAGAGAACAAUCGAAUGAAUAAAAAUUAUAUGCAAUCAUUAAGACAAAUAAAUAAAGCAAAUGCGAUGGAUCAAAUUAAUAUGAAUGAUAAUGAAUAUCUUGAUUUUGAUAGUUAUAAUGAAACAAUGGGUUCUUCACAUAUGAGAAGGGAAGAUGGAAUUGAAAGAAAUUAUGGUGAAGAAGAUGAUAAUAUGCUUUUUGGACAAUCAAACUUAGGAUUAAAUAAUAAUAAUAUGAUGGCAUCUCAUAAAAGAAAUGAUAAUAAUAAUAAUGACUCUGGUAAUCAUAAUAUGAAUGGUGAUAAUUCUGAACAAAGAAAAAAAAAAGUUGAACAAAUGGUUGAUGAUUAUUUAAUGAAUAAAACAGAUCUUUUAGAUUAUUAUAAUGAUAAUAUUGAUGAUGUUGAAUUUUUAAAAAAACAUAAAGUUUUUCAAACUUUUUUAUCAUUUCUUAUUUGCAAUAAUAUUAGAACAUUGACUAAAGAAAGUAAUAAUAAUAAUAAAGAAAAAGGAAAGAAAAAAAAAGAGCAUAAAGAUAAAGAUUUCCAAAAAAAAUUUUAUUACAUAUUAAAUGUUAAUAGAAAAAAGAAAAAAAAUAAUAAAUUAAAUGAAAAUGAUCAAAUGAUUGAAUCAAAUACUAAUGAUGAUUAUAUAUAUGAUAGUGAUAAUGUUGAAACAAACAGUUCAGAAGAUACAGAAACCUUUUCAUAUUCAGGUAUUAGCUAUCAAUGUUCAUCUCCUGAUGAAUUAGCCUUUUUAAAAUAUGCAACAAAUUGUGGAUUUAUUUUAAAGAAAAAAACGGCUAGUAAAAUUGAAAUUAAAUAUAAAAAUAUCGCAUUGGAGUAUGACAUAUUAUUACAUAUACCUUUUUCAUCGGAAACAAAAAGAAUGAGUGUUUUUGUUAGAAAUGUCAAAAAUAAAAACAUUUAUUUUUUUAUUAAGGGUGCUGAUAAUAUAUUAAUUAAAAAAUGCCAUGAAAAAUAUAAAACUUUUAUUUUCGAAGAAAGUGAUCAUUUAUCUAGUGUUGGUUUAAGAGUCUUGGUUCAUGGAUUUUUAAACAUUGAAGAACAAUUUUUUCACAACUUUUCUGCAUUAUACAAUAAAAAUAAGGAUGUAAAGGGACAGAUGGAAAAAAUUUUAGACAUGGUUGAGAAGAAUAUCAAAGUUUUAGCUAUUACUGGUGUUGAGGACAAACUUCAGGAGGGAGUUGAAAAAACAAUUGAAAUGCUAUAUAACAGUGGAAUUAAAGUGUGGGUACUUACUGGAGAUAAAAUAGAAACUGCAAUUUGUAUUUGCAAAAAUGCUAAUAUAAAAAAGAAGAAACAUAAUAUUUAUAUUUUCCGCCAUGAAAAUAUCAAAAGCACAUCUCAAUUAAUACGAGAAUUCAAUUCAAUUUUAAGUACCAUAGAUUCUUAUGUUUUAUUUUUCGACAAUAUUAUUAUACAAAACUGUAUUAAAUAUAUUCCGAAUGCCUUUGUUGACUUUGUUGCUAAUGCAAGAGCAGUGGUUUGCUGUCGAUGUAGUCCUAUAGAAAAGAAAGAAAUUGCUUUGAUGAUUAAAACAAUUAAAAAAAAGAAAAUAUUAUGCAUAGGAGAUGGAGGAAAUGAUGUUGCUAUGAUUCAAUCAGCAGAUAUUGGUAUUGGUGUUUUAGGAAAGGAAGGAAAACAAGUUGUUCAUGAUAGUGAUAUUAUUGUUUCAAAAUUUAAAAAUAUUAAAAAAUUAAUUCUUUACUAUGGAAAUAAUACCUUUUUACAAACAUCCUCCUUAUGCUCCUUUUUAAUCCAUAGAGGAUUUAUAUUAACGUAUCUACAGUUUAUUUACAGUUAUAUAUUUUUCAGUAUCCCUGUUGCUAUUUUUCAAGGAUGGUUACAAAUCGGUUAUACAACGUAUUACACAACAACACCAUUUUUGUCAUUGCUGUUGGAUGUUAAGAUAAAGAAAAAUUUAAUAUACUUAUAUCCAGAGAUAUACAAAAAUAAGAAACACAAGAGAAAGGUACUGUUGUUAUGUUAG